Meira miltonrushii is the source of this 1525-nucleotide messenger RNA. Its product is annotated as CRAL/TRIO domain-containing protein. Bases 202 to 1239 code for a protein of 345 amino acids. The record is from RefSeq and is a predicted model, not a curated record. The transcript has a single exon. Lineage: Eukaryota; Fungi; Basidiomycota; Exobasidiomycetes; Exobasidiales; Brachybasidiaceae.
AAACACGUGACAUAAGCUUAAUCUUGCAUUUCUUUGCAAGAAUGCGCCAAUUGACGACACACGACAGUAGGGCGUGGAGGCGUUGGCACUUUAUCAGUCAAAAAUUAAACAUGCAAUUCUAUGUUGGUUGCCAGCUUUCUCCGCUUCUGAAAGAUGGUUCAACACUUUGGUCAUCAUCAAAAGUAACUCUUUUCUAUAGACAUGGCCGGAUCAAGAACACCAUCUGUACGUGAAUCUGGAGCAACAACGCCUUUAACAGGUCAAGGUAGCUCCACUCCUUUGCCACCUCUCGAUAAAUCAGGUCAUCAAGGCAAUUAUUCUGAAGAACAGACAAAGAUUUUGUUGGAUUUUGAACAACAAUUAAAACAAGAAGAUUGUUUGAAGGAUGAUUACCUAUUCGAGACACCAGAUCAAAUUCAUAUCGUCUUGGGACGAUAUUUGCGAGCGCGAAAUUGGAAUAUAGAAAAUGCGAAAAAGAUGUAUAAAGAUACACUGAAUUGGCGAAAAGAGGUAAACAUUGAUCAAAUGGUGAAACCGAAAGAAGAGGGAGGAUAUGAUUUUGAAGAGAGGGAAAAGAUUGGAGAAUUAGGAUGGAAGAUGUACUUUCAUUCUACCGAUAAAUACCAUCGACCGAUAUUCGUGCAAGAUUUGAGUUAUCUACAGGUCCAUGAGGUAUUCCAGAACACAACUCCCGAUCGAAUCGUGAAAUUCUUUGCUCUGAGUUUGGAAGAUGCAGUCCGAAACAAGUAUCGUGCAUGUACGCAAUUAGCUCGCGAAGAAGCUCGAAAGCAAGGUGCAACAGAAGAAGAAGUCUCGCGAAUCAUUGUCGAUGAUAACUUUAUGAUCUUAAACGUAGCAGGAUUGGGAAUGUCAACGUUUUGGUCUUUCAAGAACAAAUUACAAGAACUCCUUGCAAUCCUGGAUGCAAACUAUCCAGAACUAAGUGGAAGAGUACAAAUUAUCAAUGCACCUUGGUUAUUUACCACGAUUUGGUCAUACAUCAAAGGUUGGUUACCUCCCGCCACGGCAGCCAAGAUUGAUAUUGCAGGAACGGAUUAUCAUUCAAUCUUGUUCAAGUAUAUCGAUCCAAAUGAAUUCCCUGAAUAUAUGGGAGGAAAAUGCAAAUGUGAAGGAUGUACGGGAGGAUGUCCCUUUAGCAAUCGAGGACCUUGGAAUGAUAAGAAGAAUACCACAUCUGAAACGAAAGUGACGAAUGGAGAAGCGAUUCAGUCCACGUGAUAACCAGAUCUGGCCCCACAAAUGGGACGGACGGCACAAUAUUCAUCCGUUGCCCAUUGUUCGACUUUAUGCGGAGAACAAUGGAAACAAUGUUAGCUUUAUGCAUGCAAUUCAAUUUAUAGACGGUAAAGCAAAUGUACACUAAAAUAAAUCUUCCUUUGUUUCAUUUCGCAAUUUUGUGCUAUCAAAUCAAUCUAGCAUACUUCUUUGCUUAUCUUAGGUUAGAGUAUGUAGUGAAAAGAUAAAGAAGAUAUGAUAGCGUAUUCUCUCCUCAUCUUUCCGAUUU